Molecule: messenger RNA, 2515 nt
Organism: Suillus clintonianus
Lineage: Eukaryota; Fungi; Basidiomycota; Agaricomycetes; Boletales; Suillaceae
Product: major facilitator superfamily-domain-containing protein
Exons: 9
Coding region: 131-2338 (735 amino acids)
Biological process (GO): transmembrane transport
Cellular component (GO): membrane
Molecular function (GO): transmembrane transporter activity
Source: RefSeq, a predicted model, not a curated record
CUCUGUAACUCGUGUGUAGGGUGAUAGCGAUUUGUGCAUGUUCGGCCCGCUGAUAUCUAACAUUAGGGAACCUCGAGGAUUGCCGAUUGUGCAUGUGGCCUUACUGCUAAGCCUGUAGUCCUCCUUCACCAUGCCACUCGACAGAAUCAUCACGGAUCCAAUCAUCUCGACAGAGAACAUAGCGUUCUCCCCGUCGCGUUCACGAACACCAGUUGACCACAACCCAACCCUGGUACUGGAAGGCGCCGCAGUCCCAACGGAACGCGACCCAUUGAUUGCGACUGCGCCGAAACUCAAGAAGCCAUUCUAUCGUGCCCGCCCAUUAUGGCUGGUACCAUUUGCACUAAUUGCAUCUCUUACUCGCGGCAUGACGCUGGCGUCCCGCGUGGAAGUCUUCACAGAAUUAUCAUGCCACAGUAUACACGAGCACUAUAAUCAUACCCGCGUGGUCCCGAGCCUCACUCCUUUCAACUCGAGCCAUUAUGCGGUCGAUCCCGUAGAACCCCAUUUAAUCUCCGUGCAUUUUCCGUCACCACACAUCUCUUCAGACGAAUACCAGGAAGGCGACGAUGACGACGAUGACCCCCGCGUGAUACCAAAUAAAAAGUGUAUUUCGGAUCCCGCCGUUCAAGCAGGUGCUGCACGCCUGCAGACCAUAAUGACCACGACGAUGGGUGCCCUUUCUGCUCUUACAACGGGUUGGUGGGGCCAGUUCGGGGAACGGCACGGCCGCAUACGCGUCCUCGCUAUCGCCACCUUCGGACUCUUCCUUACUGACCUCACGUUUAUUCUUGUAUCAACACCUCACAGCCCCUUGGCCGCUCACUCGCAUAAGCUGCUCAUUCUUGCACCUAUCAUUGAGGGCUCUCUGGGAGGAUGGUCGACCUUGACCGGUGCUAAUACGGCCUACAUUGUUGAUUGCACGUCUCCUGGUUCGCGUGCAACUAUUUUCGCCCGUUUCACUGGCGUCCUCUGUAUUGGACUUGCUCUUGGGCCCAUGCUCGGUGCAUGGCUGAUCAGGCACCCGAUCCCUUUCUUGAAUGCUGGAAACGCCGAACACCCACUACAAAGCGUCACAUCAGUUUUCUGGGUAGCGAUUGCUUGCUCUUUCGUGAAUUUGAUUUUGGUACUCUUUGUGUUUCCCGAAUCGCUUCCCGCUUCUCGUCGAGCGUCAAAUAGGAAAGGCAAGGGUCGAGCUGUUGAGAGUAGUCCAAACUUCCCUAUCAGCAAGGCCGAUGAAUCAUCCCAGGGAUGGGUGGCAACUCGCAUCAUCCGAAGGUUCCUAUCGCCCCUCGCUGUCUUCCUCCCGUCCCACGUUCCUGUGGCUGCUAGCGCCACUGGAGACUCACUCGUGCCCUCUCGCACACGGAAAGACUGGGGUCUGACAUUCAUUGGCCUGUCGCUCUUCUCGCACAUGCUGGCGUCAGGAAUCUUCCAGAUCAAGUACCUCUACGCGGAACAUAUCUACGACUGGGCAGCUGAACAGCUAAGCUACUAUAUCUCCUUCAUGGGGGCUUGCCGUGCUUGGCACUUAUUGGUCUUGCUGCCAUUCCUUCUCUUAAAGUUCAAGCCCGUCCGCGCCGCAGUUCCCGCCACGGAUGCACCUGCAAAUCCCGCGGCGCCUACGUCAAAGCCCAAGCCGACAAAGUCUCAUCUAUUCAGCGAAAUGCAGUUCGAUCUCCGCGUUGUGCGGUACUCUAUGCUCAUCGACUUCCUUUCGCACGCGCUAGUCGUCAUUGCGCCCCUGCCCUCACGCGGUGCGAAUGAUGCUUGGUGGUCCCAGUUCAUGUUCGUGGGUGCAACGUCGCUCUCGUGCGUUGGCGCGGGGGUGAUGCCAGGCAUGCAAAGCCUCGCAUUGUGCACCCUCCAGGGACGUGCGCUUGCUACCAAGGAAGCUGCUAUCCGUACAGGCGAGGCUCAGGAGCACGAUAACGACGCUGGAUUGGAGCCUGGAAAACUUUUCGGCGCUCUCGCUGUCCUGCAAGCCAUCGGCCAAACUAUCCUCGGGCCCAUGCUCUUUGGUGUCAUCUACAGCAGCACCGUAGGCUCCUUCCCCAAGGCUAUUUUCGCAACGGCCAGUGGCCUGGUACUGCUCUCAAUCGCGUUCACCAUUCUCGUCAGGCCAGAUGUCAGUCUCUCCAUAAGGAAACCCAAGGUUGCAGCCAAAGGAAAAACUGCCACUCGUCCUUAUGGUGCGAAGCCAAAACGCAGAUAUCAGGAGCAGAUCCGUGGUCGGUCGCGGGUGAGCAAAGAUCUUAGGGGUGGCGCUGCGCGAGCAGACUAUGAUGUAAGGUUUGAUGCUAGUGAUGAGGCUAGCGGUUCGGGCUCGUCAGUUUGAGUGCUUGGUGUGGAGUCGUGGUGGUAUUAUUGUGCAAGGAUGGGUUAAUACAUAUAAUAACAUUUAGGUCGCUUGCUGCAGCGGUGAGAUAGAAGGCGGGAUAUAUAGUAUAGUCGCAUGUAGUACUAGUUUAUCUAAAGAGAUGUUUAUGGAGCCUCUGGCCUAGUACUUAUCGUG